Messenger RNA from Lytechinus variegatus (green sea urchin), 1466 nucleotides. RefSeq lists its product as uncharacterized. Gene Ontology annotation, molecular function: protein dimerization activity. Bases 504 to 1466 code for a protein of 320 amino acids. Lineage: Eukaryota; Metazoa; Echinodermata; Echinoidea; Temnopleuroida; Toxopneustidae. The transcript has 5 exons. The record is from RefSeq and is a predicted model, not a curated record.
CUGUCCUCAUCCCUCAGGUUGCAGCAAAGCUGCAGCAGAAAAUCCCAAAAUAAUAUCGGUUCAUUGUGUCGCUCACCGCUUGGCCCUAGGAGUUUCUCAGGCAGCAGGGGCAGUUCCGUACGUCGUCAAGUACAAACGGUUGCUGCAACAGUUGUUCGCCUUCUACAGCAAGAGCUGCAGGUCUACGAGAGAUCCAGGUGAGCGCAUUGAUGGUUUGCCACUUGUCACUCAAAUGCUAUAAGGAUGUAUUUGAUAUUUAAAUUGUAACGAUAUUGUCCACUUACAAGUGAAACAAUCUUAAUUACAUCCAAUUUCAUAAACAAGUUUUAUUGAUGUUCAUGAAGGCAUUUAAUCGUAAUGUGUAUGAAUGAAUAACUUCAUUUCCUUGUAUAUGCAAUCUAAUUUAUCAGAAAUUAAUAGACGACCCACAGCUAAAACUGAAGGAGGCGAAGGACGUACGAUGGCUCAGUCAUCAUGGGGCUGUGCUGACGGUGAAACGAUGCAUGGCCAGUCUCCUAACCAGCCUGGAUAGAGAGGCAGAGGAGAGGGCAGAACCAACUGCUCGCGGGCUGGCCAUCUUGGUCAAGAGAUUCAAUUUCUUGGCCAGCACAGCGAUGAUGGCGGACGUUCUAUCGCAAGUAACUACGCUGUCGAAACUCUUCCAGGUGAAGCUUAAAAAAGCCGACAUCGACUUUACCUGCAUCUCGACUCACGUGACAGCUACGAAAUCUAACUUGGUCAAGUGUAAAGGUGGCAAGGGCAAGAACAUGGCAGAGCUUAGAACUUGGAUGGAAACUCUUACGGGCAUGGAGGAUUACUCCGACAAGAAAUUCACCAGCUUCGUAGAAAACAUCAACGACAAGUUCAUCGACAAGCUAAUUCAUAACCUGGAGGAGCGAUUCCAAGAUUCCGAAAUCUUGGAAUUGUUCCAAGCUUUCAGGCCUGGUACUGAAGACGAGGAGCCGAUUCAGCCCUUUAACGACGAUCUUGAGGUGUCAGGCGGAAACCGAGAUGAUUCACAUGAGAGAAGUUGCUCCCAGAACAACUCAAAGAGCGUAAGAGAAUAUCUACAGCUCGUCGCAAGCAGCUACAACGAUGUGGCACCUCUCAUGGCCAGAAUGGCUUCUGCUGCCUUGGUUGUACCCGUCACCACAGCAGAUUGCGAACGUGGGUUCUCCUGUUUGAACCGCAUCAAGACAAAAAGUCGGAACAGAAUGAGCCGGAUGCUUGAGCCACUCCUCUGGCUGUCCUUAGAAGGGAAGGCGUACAACGAAUUGCCGGAUUCCUUUUUCGAAGCGGUGGCUGAUAGCUGGGCUCUUGCUGCCCUACCAUCUCAUAACUGUUUUUGUUUUGCCAUUAACUUAUACCAGGACUGCUCCUACUACGAUUCCACGCGGACUUUUCUCUCUCAGACUUUAUCGAAUGAACCACAUCAUGAGCAAGAACGGGAUUGUCUUCAACAAUGA